UGUGAGUUCAGUGUACAGUAUUUUAAGAGACGGGUCCGGAGGGGAGGGGUGAAGUCAGGAACUGUUCUGCAGUAGGCUACGCUACAGCUCACGUUAUCUGCAGCUACGGAACUGCACCUCCCGGACCACACUUUAAAUAACUGUAAUUUCUAGUAUAGGCCUGCACGACUGUUUUUUUCGCGACUACAACCCCGCCUGCAAAGUGUUUUCUCGCCUACCUUUUUAGAUCUUGCAUCGAGCGUAGGCUACUGUGACAGGCGGAAUCGAGAGGGCCAUGGCCUUCCUAGGGAGCGCAGUUCGCCGUGUGGUGUCGACAGUGUGGCCUCCUGUCUCUCCCUUGUGCCGGACAACCGCUCGGUCCUACAGCUCAGAGCCCACCAAGGAAAAAAGUGUCCCCUAUGAGAAGACACUCAAACAGGAGGGUGGAGUCUCCUCUGGACCCACUAAACCUUUACCCAGGUCAGCGGAUGUGGUGGUGAUCGGAGGAGGCAGUCUGGGCUGUCAGACCAUCUACCACCUGGCUAAAAUGGGGAUGACCAACGUAGUUCUGCUGGAGAGAGACAGACUGACUGCUGGCACCACCUGGCACACUGCAGGGCUGCUGUGGCAGCUCCGUCCCAGUGAUGUUGAGGUAGAGCUCUUGGCUCACACCAGGAAUGUGAUCAGCAAAGACCUGGAGGAGGAAACGGGUCUCCACACAGGCUGGAUCCAAAAUGGAGGACUCUUUAUUGCCUCCAACAAGCAAAGGCUGGAUGAGUACAAGCGCCUCAUGUCGCUGGGUAAAGUUUAUGGUAUUGAGUCCCAUGUGUUGUCACCUGCGGAGACCAAGGACCUGUAUCCUCUGAUGAACACUGAUGAUCUGUAUGGGACCCUGUAUGUACCAAAGGAUGGCACCAUGGACCCAGCAGGCACCUGCACCACCCUGACCAGAGCUGCCUCCGCCAGGGGAGCCACGGUGAUUGAGAACUGCCCUGUGACUGGAAUCCAAGUGCGGACAGAUGAACUUGGUACGAAGAAGGUAAAAGCAGUGGAGACCCCUCAUGGGACCAUUGAGACUUCUUGUGUGGUGAACUGCGCAGGUGUGUGGGCCGCCAAGCUGGGGGAAAUGGCCGGAGUCAAGGUGCCUCUUAUUGCGAUGCAUCAUGCAUAUGUGGUGACAGAGAGAAUUGAAGGCAUACAGAACAUGCCAAAUGUCAGGGACCAUGAUGCAUCAGUAUACCUGCGCCUACAAGGUGAUGCUCUGUCUGUGGGUGGUUAUGAACACAAUCCCAUCUUCUGGGAUGAGGUGUCUGAUAAGUUUGCCUUCAGCCUGUUUGACUUGGACUGGGAUGUAUUCAUGCAACAUAUUGAGGGUGCAAUCAACAGAGUUCCUUGUCUGGAGCAGACUGGCAUUAAGUCCACUGUCUGUGGACCAGAAUCAUUCACAGCAGACCACAAGCCGCUGAUGGGAGAAGCCCCAGAGGUCAGAGGUUUCUUCCUGGGCUGUGGCUUCAACAGUGCUGGUAUGAUGCUGGGAGGUGGUUGUGGUAGAGAGCUGGCUCACUGGAUCAUACAUGGCCGCCCUGAAAAGGAUAUGUAUGGAUACGACAUCAGGCGUUUCCAUAACUCGCUGACAGACAACCAACGCUGGAUCAGAGAGAGGAGCCACGAGUCGUAUGCUAAAAACUACUCUGUGGUGUUCCCCUUUGAUGAGCCUCUGGCCAGCCGAAACAUGAGGAAGGACCCUUUCCAUCAGGUGCUGAUGGAGCAGGGCUGUGUGUUCCAGGAGAGACAUGGAUGGGAAAGACCUGGCUGGUUCAACAAAGACAAGCCCGCUCCUGUUAAAGACUAUGAUUACUAUGGUGCUUAUGACAUUAAGAAGAAUGUGAACUACAAAUACAACGAAUUGCUGGGCAAAGAGUACACCUUCGACUUCCCUCCGCAUCAUGACGUGAUUAAGAGCGAGUGCCUUUCAUGUAGACACGGUGUGGCCGUGUUUAACAUGUCCUACUUUGGAAAGUUCUAUCUCACUGGACCAGAUGCCAAGAAGGCGGCUGAUUGGCUGUUCACUGCUGAUGUCAACAAGAAGCCAGGCUCCACUGUGUAUACCUGCAUGCUGAAUAAGAGAGGAGGGGCGGAGGCUGACCUGACAGUGAGCAGACUGGAGCAUGGUGCUGCCAACCUGCCCCUGGCACCAGAGUUCAAUGGUGAUGCAUACUAUCUGGCCAUCGGAGGUGGUGUAGCAGAACACAACUGGAACCAUAUUAAAACGGUACUUCAGGACCAAGGCUUCCGCUGCCAGCUGACAGACCACUCUGAGGACAUGGGGAUGAUCAGCAUCCAGGGACCCAAGAGUCGAGAGGUUCUUCAGGAAGUGUUGGACACAGACCUGAGCAACGAAGCUUUCCCAUUCUCUACCCACAAAGUUGUCAACGCAGCAGGGCAUCAGGUGCGAGCUAUGCGUCUGUCAUUUGUCGGAGAGCUCGGCUGGGAGCUGCACAUUCCCAAAGACUCUUGCCUUCCAGUCUACCAUGCUGUCAUGGCUGCUGGUGCAAAGCACGGCAUCACCAACUCCGGCUACAGGGCCAUCGACUCACUCAGCAUAGAGAAAGGGUACAGACAUUGGCACGCUGACCUUCGCCCAGAUGACACACCUCUGGAGGCGGGGCUAGCCUUCACCUGCAAACUGAAGAGUUCCAUCCCGUUCCAGGGCCGUGAUAGGCUGGAGAAACAGAAAGAGGAGGGGCUGAGGAGGCGCAUCAUCUGCUUCACCAUUGAUGAGAAAGUACCGAUGUUCGGUCUGGAGGCCAUUUUCCGUAACGGCGUUCCCGUUGGUCACCUGCGGCGUUCUGACUAUGGCUUCUUUAUCGACAAAACUAUUGGCUAUGGAUAUAUCCGCAGCCCUGAUGGGGGAGUGGUGAGUGCUGAUUUCAUACAGAGCGGCAAGUUUACCCUGGAGAGGAUGGGAGUGACGUACAAGGCCAAGGCCCACCUCAAAUCUCCGUUUGACCCUGAGAAUAAACGUGUCAAGGGCAUCUAUGCUUGAGAAGUACUGCAAAUGUAAAAAACCUGAGCAAUAACACUCUUGGUUGGAGAAUGAGGCUGAGAGAGGUGCAACAGUUUUUUUUUUUUACAUGCAGGUGCAGCUGUUUUAGUGUUUAAUAAAUGUCAAAUGUUGAUUGAAUGUUGUUUUUAUACCUGCUCUGGGUUUGAGCAACAGCGUUCAAUAUGAAGACAAAUUCAAGAGUUGUGUUAUCUCCACUAAUCAAAUUUUUUUUUUUUACCCGUACAACUGGGUCAACUGAAUGUAAAAAUUAAUUUUUGAUCAUGGAUUUAUCUUAAGGACUCAAAUAGCAGCACAUGAUCCAUUUUUAAUUUUAGAAAUAGGAACUAAACCGAACAAUCUUUGUGUCCAUCAACAUUCAUACAGGCUAAUUCAGAAUAGUGCCUUAAUCUGUAACUACUUAAUGUCACUGGACAUUUCAAGUGGCAAGGUUGCAUGUAUGAUUUUUUGGCCAUGGAGUACUGUAUCAGGGAAUGGAAGUAUUAUCAAACUACUAGCCCUUCAGGCAGUUUGACUCAGAUUACAGUGACUGAUGUUUGUACUGAUGAUGAUAAUGUCUAAAAACAGAGUUUUACUCGCUUGUAUGGUAUCUAAAUCUUAGGCAGACAUCCUGAGUGUUUAUCAGAGUUGCAGGGAAAGGGAGAAAAAACACCCUGAGGCACAGUGCACCAGCUGGGGACAUAACACUGCUGGAGAAAAAUGACAGAAAAAGACAAGAGUUAUCAGAAAGCAGCUGUUACAGCAAUGCUUUGUUUUCUGAUCUGUCCCCUGGUUGCUUUGCUCUGCGGUGAUAAACUUCUGUUGCUGCUAUCGGCAAACUCAGUUCUCUGUUUUUUUGUAAUAAAUACAUUAUGAUUUAAUAUGGCUAUCUAUCAAUUCAGGCAUCCUUAGGAGUUCUCAUUUUGUCUUGUUUUGCUGUUAAAUCAAACUCAACACAUUGUGCAUCUGCUUCACGUUCAAGCCCUCCCAGCAGUUCAUGGGGCAUACUCGCUUCUUGAGUACUUUUUCUGUGAAGCAUCAGCAGCAUAUUUAAAACCGUCUUAGUCCCUUUAAUUACUAAUUAGUACUUAAAAUUCAAAACAUGAAGUUAGUACAGUGAGAAUAACUGGACUUUAGUGUAGGACUUGUGUGAUUAAUAUGUAAAUGACCCUGAAUCAAGUGUGUGUGUGUGUGUGUGUGUGUGUGUGUGU
Micropterus salmoides (largemouth bass) is the source of this 4233-nucleotide messenger RNA. RefSeq names its product sarcosine dehydrogenase (gene sardh). Lineage: Eukaryota; Metazoa; Chordata; Actinopteri; Centrarchiformes; Centrarchidae. The transcript is spliced from 22 exons. The record is from RefSeq and is a predicted model, not a curated record. Gene Ontology annotation, cellular component: mitochondrion. Gene Ontology annotation, molecular function: protein binding; oxidoreductase activity. Bases 275 to 3025 code for a protein of 916 amino acids.